Messenger RNA from Eupeodes corollae, 2231 nucleotides. RefSeq names its product H/ACA ribonucleoprotein complex non-core subunit NAF1. The record is from RefSeq and is a predicted model, not a curated record. Gene Ontology annotation, biological process: ribosome biogenesis; box H/ACA snoRNP assembly; pseudouridine synthesis. Gene Ontology annotation, cellular component: sno(s)RNA-containing ribonucleoprotein complex. The transcript is spliced from 2 exons. The coding region runs from base 188 to 2110 and encodes 640 amino acids. Gene Ontology annotation, molecular function: RNA binding. Lineage: Eukaryota; Metazoa; Arthropoda; Insecta; Diptera; Syrphidae.
UAAGCAAAGCACGUGUUGUCAUAUGGUUUAAUUUCUUGUUUAUCAAACACAAUUCUUAAUUCAAAAGCAAAAUAAAUAAAUAGAUCUGAAAACCUAUUCAUAUUAUAAAACACACGUGCGUGCAAGCAUUAAGAAAUUCAAAUCUGCCUACAAAUUUUCGCUUAAAAUAAAAUAUAUCUAUUUUCAAAUGGACAUUCCUAUGAUUGCUACUGAGAAUUGUAAUAAAUCUCCUGAUUCCUCAACAAAUGUGGACUCUAGUUCAUUUUCGAAUUGUGAUGCUGAAGGUGCACCAGAGCAAAUGGUAAAUGAUGUUAUUGUAAAAGAAGUGCCUACAUUAGAUUUACCAUUAGAAAGAGACCAUGAAAUUGUUUCCAACAAAGCCGUUGUUAUAGAACAACAAAUUCUGGAGACACCACUUCAAAAAGAAAAUUCCAAUAAAAGUGAAUUAAUAUUUUCUUCCAACGAUGUUUUAAACGACGCGCCAAUUGAAGGAACUUCGAACAUGCGGGUUGAACCACAACAUAUUGAAAACAAUGUUGAAACAUUGAAUGAAAAGUCUCCUAAUCACAAACUAACAACCGAUGUUCACAUCCACACAAGUGCCCUAGAGUACUCUGCUGGAGAAACUACACCAAAUUUACCAUUAGAAAGCGACCAUGAAAUUGUUUCCAACAAAGCUGUCGUUAUAGAACAAAAAAUUCUCGUGACACCACUUCAGAAAGAAAAUUCCAACGAAAGUGAAUUAAAAGUUUCUUCCAACGAUGUAAAUGGAGAGCCAAUUGGAGAACAAAUAAUUGAAGGGUCUUCGAACAUGCAGGUUGAAGAACAACAUAUUGAAAGCAAUGUUGAAACAUUGAAUGAUGAGACUCCUACUCACAAACUAACAACUGAUAUACACAUGCAUUCAAGUGCUGCAGAGAAUACUGCUGGAGAUACUACAACAACAGAUGUACAGUCUGAUGCAUUUCCGAAAGCAAUGCCUUCUGCAGUUAAAUCCGAAAUGGAACAGGACUGCAAACAAUCAUCGUCUUUAGCUCUCUUAGCUCAAUACGACACGGAUGACGAAUCAGACGAUGACGUUCGUGAAGUUCCACUUGCGCAAUCAUAUCAAAAUCGCUGCGUGGAAAUUGAUUCAGAUUCGUCGACGUCGGAGGUUGAGUUUCUUAGCGAGGUCCGCAAUUCGAUUAAUUUAGAUAGGAUCAAUGUCGAUAUUGAAGGUGAAGAUGACGACGAAGAAGAAGAUGGAAAUAUUCGAAACAAACGCCAACCAAAGGUUAAAGGUGAACUUGAUUUAGAAGACUUGCCACCUAUUGAAGACUUGCACAUAACUGUUCCGGAAGAAGAGUGUAUAGAACUCGGUAAGAUACAAUCUAUUGUUGAUCAACUUGUAUUGGUAAAUGCAUUACCUGGAACUGUUCCCUUGGAUUUGGAAACAGUAUUGUUUAGAGACAAAGGCAAUUCCGUCCUGGGUGAAGUCUUUGAUGUUCUCGGACAAGUUUCGGAUCCUUUGUAUUGCGUGCGAUUUAAUUCCAAUAAGGAAAUUAAUGAAAAGGGAAUUGAGGUUGGCCAAAUUGUAUAUGUAGCCCCGAGGACCGAACACACUCAAUUCGUUGUUCUAGCAAACCUAAUGAAAGUCCGGGGGUCUGAUGCUAGUUGGGAAAACGACGUUGAACCACCCCCAAGAUUUAUAGAUUACUCAGACGACGAAGAAGAGCGUUCUGCUAGAAGACCUAAUAGAAAGAGGCAAUCUUCUGGAAGUGUGACAUAUGCUGGUAGGGGCUCAUACACUCCAAGACGACCGUAUAGAGGUAAUUAUAGUGGGCGCGGUGGAGUAAGACAACCCGAACCCCAAGGAAAUUAUAAUAUUGUUGGGAACAGUUGGCAUUCAAAUUAUUAUCAAGCACCAACUUUAAAUCAACCACAAUACCGAAUGCCUGGUAAUUUCCCUGGUGGAUAUUCGAUGCCAACUCACAACACUGCACCAUAUCAACAACACACACCAAUGAAUCCUGGGUUAGUAAUAAAUCCCUACGCCGUAUAUCCACCCCCUCAACCAAUGCAACAGUCUUUCUUUCCACCACCUCAUCAUCACCAACCUCCGCCGCAGUAAUAUUUUCUUAUGUAUUUUAUUAGUAAAAAUAAAUAUAUUUAAUAAAUUACAAAUUAAUCAAUACAAAUUUGUACUUGAAAAAUGUUUAUUUUACAACAAAAAUAAACACGAGCUUAAUGUA